AUGUCAUUUAUACCACAUCUUAGGCGGCCAAUUGGAACGAAAGUUAAAGGCUCAGAGGAUCAUGUUCGGUUUGCCGAUGAACCUGAAACGAGAUAUAGUAGGACUGGAAGACACCCAACUAGAUUGACAAGACACGAAAAAGAAGCCAGAAAAGAAGACGCUUUGAGGUUUCUUCGCCGACGCAAUGAAGAUCUGGAUGGAUUAAUGGAUAAUGGUGGCAUAUCUAGGAGGCUUCGAACAUCAUCAUACGCAAUAGAUCAUCCAAUACACAGGGACAGGGACCUCAACAAACGUACAUAUGAAUUAAUGAGAGAAUCACCAAUAAGGCGGAUACCAAAUCCACAGAGCUUGAACAAUGAUAAUGUUCUACGUAGUGUACGGAAAGAGGCAAGUUCAAACCUUCCAAUAUUAAAUAAUAGGAAGUUCACGACCUCCACCACAGAAAGUCCACGGAAGAGACACAGAGGAUUACUGGAUUCCUUAUCUUCAGUUGGAUCUCGAUUACUCAAUGCUGCAUUGUUUAAUGAGAGGAAGGAAGACAGAAAAAUGAGGGAUAAUGAUAGGAAUAUCAAUACUGACAGCCUAGUUGAGAAAUGGGAUAAGGAAGAGUUGAAACGCAUUAAUGCUAAUAAUGAGCUUGAACGACAAAUAAGGCAGAAAAGAAGAUUAUUGGAACAACUGAAUUCAAGUAUAAGAAGAUCUGAGUGGAAGGACCAAGACACACCCACGCGGGAUGAGUUUAAUAAGUAUGAUCUUGAAGCUAAAAUGGACAAACUAGAAAACGCUAUUAAAACUUUACAUGGUAGUACGUCAAAAGAAGAUGUUCUAAAAGAAUUAGGGGCAAUUAGACAAGAACUUUUAGGCAUGAAAAGUAGACAAGAAAGCAAUAAUAUGAAGUUUGAGUCGAGAAUGGAAGAAUUACAGCUAGAGGCCCAGUUAAAUCUAAGAAGGUACAAGAAGAUGCUGGAGGAUCUAGGACGGAAAAGAAAUGAAAUAGAGAAGCAGAAAGAUGAAAUGAUUAAAAUGUUAAGGAAAGCAGUUAGGAAGAAGAGGAAAAGAAGAGAGGUUAGUGAUAGUGGAAGCGAGGAAGAAGAAGAGGAAGAAGAUGACGAUUAUGACUUCCCUGCCGGUAGCAAAAGCCGUGAUUACGAUAAGGAUAAUAUAGAUUUGAGCAGUGAUUCAGAUUCGAUCUCCGAGUUCGAGAACGAAAAAUCGCCUAAACAUACUUCAAAGUUGUCACCAACUCACACAAGGGGCCGAAAAAGAAGAAAGACAACCUCGAGUUCGAUUCGAUCUAAACUAAAUAAAAUAACGAAGAGAAUGAAGAGUAUGGAACAUGACGUUAGCAAUAACAGGCAUCAGGCCAAAAAAUUACAGGAGGAAAUUUAG
This is a messenger RNA of Brettanomyces bruxellensis, 1389 nucleotides long. RefSeq lists its product as uncharacterized. Bases 1 to 1389 code for a protein of 462 amino acids. The record is from RefSeq and is a predicted model, not a curated record. NCBI's taxonomy places the organism in Eukaryota, Fungi, Ascomycota, Pichiomycetes, Pichiales, Pichiaceae. The transcript has a single exon.